UUAAUAAGUUAGCUACCGCUGACCACCGAAUGUUCAGCUUGCUUCUAUUUCUGGAGCAAUAAUUUUGAGUUCACUUUGCAGAUUUACGGACGGUGAAAUGGCCAAAGUAGUGGACUUAUUAAAAGACAAAACUCAAUUGACAUAUUCAUUUGAAGUAACACCAGAUGUGCUGGAAGCUGACUUGGAAAAUUUGGCAAUAGAGCCAUUAUUUUAUUCAGUCACUUGGCAUGCUAAAUCUCACCUUAACAAGGAUCUGGAUAUAGCUCCACUGAGACUUGCGAGGCUUUUGCGAAGAAAAAAUAAAAAUGUCCUGUUACACUUGACAUGUGAUUUACUAAAGAAAAACUAUUUGGUUAAAUUAUUGCAGAUGCUUCAAGAAAAUAGUAUACGCAAUUUGUUUGUAAUUCUUGGAGAAAAUUUCGAUCCAGACUCAUCAGACUUCAAAUCUACCGAAGAAUUAAUUACAGCAAUAAGGAAUGAAACUAGAGAUUACUUUUGUAUAGGAGUAGCAGGAACGCCGAAUUGUGACGAUGAAAAAUUAAACGCACUUAAGAAGAAAGUAGAAGUCGGUGCAAAUUUUAUCAUUACUCAAGCAUUCUUCGAAUCCAAAAUAUUCACUAGUUUCUAUGACAGGUGUAAGAACGUUCAAAUUAAUGUACCAAUCAUACCGGGUUUAUUUUAUUUUGAGACUUACAAACAGUUAGUUGGUUUCACGAACUUGUGUAAAAUUAAAGUAUCUGAAGAUGUCUUACAACAGUCCGAGAAAGAUGUCGAAGCCGGAAAAAUAAUAACUCAAAACCUUAUUUUUUCUUUAAAAGCUAGAAACGUUCAUCACGUCCAUUUCUUUACAUUGAAUAAAUUGCACAGUGUCUCAAAAUUUAUAAAACUGAUUUUAUAAACAAUUUUGAUAUUUUUCUUUGACUGUU
Diatraea saccharalis (sugarcane borer) is the source of this 926-nucleotide messenger RNA. The record is from the annotation of a GenBank genome assembly. NCBI's taxonomy places the organism in Eukaryota, Metazoa, Arthropoda, Insecta, Lepidoptera, Crambidae.